GCGGAAGCGGGCGCUGAUCCGAGUCCCGGUGGCCCGCGAGACUUUCGGAACAUGGCAACCUAUGCGGACUGUGUCCUGGAGGGAGAAGACUGUAGCCUGUGUGAUGCCUGAGAAUCAAGCGAGUAAGUCACAUGGUGUAACGCUUCUCCAGGUGCUUCAUGGUGAUCACCUCUGCCCUCUCCACGCCACUGCUCCAGGCAGCUCCUGAACCAUGGGGGAGAAUGAGGAUGAGAAGCAGACCCAUGUGGGCCAUGUCUUUGAGAACUUUGUCCAGGCAUCCACAUGCAAAGGCACCCUCCAAGCCUUCAACAUGCUCACACGCCUCCUAGACCUAGACCCUCUGGACCACAGAAACUUUUACUCCAAGCUCAAGUCCAGUGUGACCACCUGGAAGGCCAAAGCCUUGUGGUACAAACUGGACAAGCGUGGCUCCCACAAAGAAUACAAGCGAGGGAAGUCAUGUGUGAAUACCAAGUGUCUCAUCGUUGGGGGAGGACCGUGUGGCCUGCGCACUGCCAUUGAACUUGCCUACCUGGGAGCCAAAGUGGUUGUGGUAGAGAAGAGGGACACCUUCUCUCGGAACAAUGUGCUACAUCUCUGGCCUUUUACCAUUCAUGACCUGCGGGGCCUGGGUGCCAAGAAGUUCUAUGGGAAGUUCUGUGCCGGCUCCAUCGACCACAUCAGUAUUCGUCAACUGCAGCUCAUCCUAUUCAAGGUGGCCCUGAUGUUGGGAGUUGAAAUCCAUGUGAAUGUGGAGUUUGUAAAGGUUCUAGAGCCUCCUGAAGAUCAAGAAAAUCAAAAAAUUGGCUGGCGGGCAGAAUUCCUCCCUAUGGACCAUGCCCUUUCUGAAUUUGAAUUUGAUGUCAUCAUUGGUGCAGAUGGCCGCAGGAACACCUUGGAAGGAUUCCGAAGGAAAGAAUUCCGAGGGAAGCUGGCUAUUGCCAUCACCGCCAACUUCAUCAACAGGAACAGCACAGCUGAGGCAAAGGUAGAAGAGAUCAGUGGUGUGGCCUUCAUCUUCAACCAGAAAUUCUUCCAGGACCUAAAAGAAGAAACAGGGAUCGACCUCGAGAACAUUGUUUACUACAAGGACUGCACCCAUUACUUUGUCAUGACAGCCAAGAAGCAGAGCUUGCUCGACAAAGGUGUCAUCAUUAAUGACUACAUUGACACAGAGAUGCUGCUAUGUGCAGAGAACGUGAACCAGGAAAACUUACUUUCCUAUGCCCGGGAAGCUGCAGACUUUGCUACCAAUUAUCAGUUGCCAUCCUUAGACUUUGCCAUGAAUCACUAUGGGCAGCCUGAUGUGGCCAUGUUUGACUUCACUUCCAUGUAUGCUUCAGAGAAUGCGGCACUGGUGCGGGAGCGUCAGUCACACCAGCUGCUUGUGGCCCUUGUGGGUGACAGCUUGCUCGAGCCAUUUUGGCCCAUGGGCACAGGCUGUGCUCGUGGAUUCCUGGCAGCCUUUGACACAGCAUGGAUGGUGAAGAGCUGGGACCAGGGCACCCCACCCCUGGAGCUGCUGGCUGAAAGAGAAAGUCUCUACCGGCUGUUACCUCAAACCACCCCAGAGAACAUCAACAAGAACUUUGAGCAGUAUACAUUGGACCCAGGGACACGGUACCCAAACCUCAACUCAAAUUGUGUCAGACCCCACCAGGUGAAGCAUUUGUACAUCACCAAGGAGCUAGACCGUUACCCUCUCGAGAGACUGGGCUCAGUGAGGAGAUCUGCGAGCCUCUCCAGACGGGAGUCAGACAUCCGGCCCAACAAGCUCUUAACCUGGUGCCAGCAACAGACUGAGGGCUAUGAGCAUGUCAACAUCACCGACCUAACCACAUCCUGGCGCAGUGGCCUGGCCCUGUGCGCCAUCAUCCAUCGCUUCCGGCCAGAGCUAAUCAAUUUUGACUCCUUAAACGAAGAUGAUGCCGUGGGAAACAACCAGUUGGCAUUUGAUGUGGCUGAGCGUGAGUUUGGGAUCCCUCCAGUAACCACAGGCAAAGAGAUGGCAUCAUCCCAGGAGCCUGACAAACUCAACAUAGUCAUGUACCUCUCCAAGUUCUAUGAGCUCUUCCGGGGUGCCCCACUGAGGCCUAUGGAUUCUUGGCGUAAAAACUAUGGAGAAAAUGCUGACAUCAGCCUUGCCAAAUCAUCCAUUUCCAAUCACUAUCUCAAUCUCACAUUUCCAAGGAAGAGAACUCCACGCGUAGAUGUCCAAACUGAAGAGAAGGACAUGAACAAACGAAGACGGAGAGGACUCAGCAAUCUGGAGGAGCUAUCAACAUUCUCCUGCAACUUGGAUGCCAAUCAAGAGUGUGGCAGCAGGAAGGAAGGUAGAAAUCAGAACAAAGUCAAGUCCAUGGCAAAUCAGCUGCUGGCCAAGUUUGAGGAAAGCAGUAAAAACAACUUAGUCCUGAAGCAGGAACACCGUAACUCAGGAAUAGGUAAGCCAGCCCUGUGCUCUUCCUCCAAUCCUCCUGUUCUCUCUCACUGCCCCAAGCCUGAGGAGCCCACUUCCAGCCCACCACCUCCUCUAAAAAGGCAGUUCCCCUCUGUUGUGACGGGACAAGUGCUCAGAGAACUCAAUCAAGUGUCUGCUGGCAGUGAACGGAUGAACAGGCCUUGGAGAGCCAGGGCCAAGUCUGACCUGCAGCUGGGUGGGCCAGAAAACCUCCCUGCCCUGCCUCCCAACUGCCAGAGGGCACUGGCUCUCUCUGGGGUGCUGCAGCGGCUGCAACAGGUGGAAGAAAAGAUUCUUCAGAAGAGGGCUCAGAACUUGGCCAACAGGGAGUUUCACAAAAAGAACAUUAAGGAGAAGGCAGCUCACCUGGCCUCCAUGUUUGGACAUGGAGAUAUCCCACAGAAUAAACUACUCUCUAAAGGCCUGUCUCACACUCAUCCUCCAUCUUCUCCCUCUUGCCUUCCAUCUCCUGAUCCAGCUGCCACUUCUUCUCAGUCAACUGUUGAGUCUGCUUCUCCUGCCAGAAAGGAACAGUUAUCACCUUCAGGUUCCCAUUUCAAAUCUAGACAUUUAAGAAUAAUAAGGCCUCAGCUGACAGUAGGGAAAGUGUCCAGCGGAAUAGGGGCUGCAGCUGAAGUCUUGGUCAAUCUAUACUUGAAUGAUCACAAACCUAAGGCCCAAGCCACCUCUCCAGACCUGGAUUCUAUGCGAAAGGUGUUUCCCCUAGGCCUGGGUGGCAGUGACACCUGUUACUUCUGUGAAAAACGUGUGUACGUGAUGGAACGGCUGAGUGCUGAGGGCCACUUCUUCCACCGGGAGUGUUUCCGCUGCAGUGUCUGUGCCAACACCUUGCGCCUGGCUGCCUAUGCCUUCGACUGUGAUGAAGGAAAAUUUUACUGCAAGCCUCAUUUCAUUCACUGUAAAACCAACAAUAAACAACGGAAGAGACGGGCAGAGUUGAAGCAACAAAAAGAGGAGGAGGGGCCAUGGCAGGAGCAGGAAGCCCCUCGACGAGAUACUCCCACCGAAAGUUCUUGUGCAGUGGCCGCCAUCAGCACACCAGAAGGCAGCCCCCCAGUUCAUUUCAGCCUUCCAGUGCUACACCCACUUCUUGGCUGACACAUUUCUGCUCUGAGGUGACUGAUUUUUCUGGGCUAUUUUCAGAGAGUGGUACUAAUCCCUAACCUGCUUCCACACCCUGCCUCCCCGCCGGUAAUAUGAUUGUGCUGUGGCUUGCGUCUAACAGACUCAUUUGGUGGCAUGGGGAAGGGAGGGUUAACAGCAUGAGGGAGGGAAGGGUUCAGCUCAAAAGCAAAGUCCUAUUCUACUUGCCCCAGAGCAUGCAGCCUGAUCCACCCCAAGUGCAUGCCCCGCCUCCCCUCUGUCCUCUGGGCUGGCCUGUGUCUAUGCUUUUCAGUUGCACCUGGGAAGCCACUUACCUUCUUGAGAAGGUUUAACUUGAUUGUGAGAUAGUACCAUACAAGGAAGGCUUUGUCACCUUUGGCAAGAAGAUAUUUUUCUAGUGACCUCUGAAGAAGGUCUUAUCUAAUAAUAUCUUCUAAAAUUGAUUCUAAUAUGAAGAUUACCAUUUAUCAAACCCAUAGAUGAUUCAUUUUAAAAUGAUUUAAAAAAUUUCUUCCAGGCCUCAUUACAAGUUUGACUCAUGUUCUGUAUUGUAUACAAAUAAUCACAAUGAUUCUAGCAAACAUUCUCUUCAAACCUGCAUCAGUGAUCCAAAUGAUCUGCAGUGUACUUCUUAUCCUCCUGGACUCCUAAAGUUCAAUAACAUCAAUCAGAGCAAUCAUGCAUAGUCUCAGGAGAGGGAUGACAUCGAGAAAUGACUUAAGUCAGACUCAGGCCUGGAGAGACCAGUCUCUUAACUCCCAUGGCUCGGCCUAGAGUACAUAUUCCUGCUGACUUGUUUACCUGGAGCAGCAGAGCAAUCAAAGUGUUGGUACAGAGAAGCCACACGCCCAGUAGAGCAGAGCCAACAUAGGCCUGGCCUCACACUCUUGACUGUGGUUGAUAUUUGUUUUGCAUGUGGCCAGAGCCACCCUGACCUAUCAGCCUUUGCCCAGCCCUGCAUGCUGUAUCCCCUCGCUGCAUUGGUGCAGAGCCUGGCCAGUACAAAGUUCUUGCUCUUAUCUUCUCUUGCAGAAUUUCCCUCCCUUUCUACAAUGUCAACCAAGAGAGCCCUCCUCUCUCUCAGCCUAUCUCUAGCUAGCCUCCCCAUUCUCAUCACAAGGCAUGUCUGUGACCUAUGGUAACCAUUUACAGUACCACAUGGAACCUUGUAUUUUGCACACCACAAACA
Messenger RNA from Dipodomys ordii (Ord's kangaroo rat), 4775 nucleotides. It is a transcript of the gene Mical2, whose product is annotated as microtubule associated monooxygenase, calponin and LIM domain containing 2. Gene Ontology annotation, molecular function: protein binding; FAD binding. Lineage: Eukaryota; Metazoa; Chordata; Mammalia; Rodentia; Heteromyidae. The record is from RefSeq and is a predicted model, not a curated record. Bases 212 to 3580 code for a protein of 1122 amino acids. The transcript has 29 exons.